GGCCGUGUCGGAGGAGCAGGCGGGAAGCGCCACCGCCCGUGCCCUGCCUCGGCGCGGCUCCCGCUAGGCGCGGGGCUCGGCCCCACAGCUCGGAGGAAGAGGAAGUGGCCGCGGCGCCCGGCCGGGCUCUGCUCUGCUGGGCUGCGCUCGGCGCGGGGCUACCCCGCACGGCCUCCGCGGCGCCUCCCGCCGUGCCGCCGCCCCUGCCUGCGCCGCACAAACUUUGUGGCGGGCAGCGGGGCCGGGCGGCGCUGCCCCGGCACCUCCCUGUCGCGGAGCCGGGCGGGGGGUGGGGAGCGGCCCCGGAGCGCGGCGGGCGGGCACGGGCGGCAGCCGGAGGAGGCGGAGGAAGCUCUGUCAGCGGGGCCGGCCGUCUCCGCCCGCCGGGCAUCCUUCAGCACCGCCGGGCUACGCUUCGCCCGCCGCCUGUCUGAGGAGCUGCUGAAAUGGGUUGUGGAUUGAACAAACUAGAGAAGCAUGAUGAAAAACGACCUGGUAAUAUCUAUUCAACUUUGAAGAGGCCUCAGGUAGAAACCAAGAUAGAUGUUUGCUAUGAAUAUAGAUUCCUGGACUUCACGACACUAAAUGAUACUGAGCUGCCAGGAUCAUCUGCAAUCAAGCUCUCCUCCUUGUGUGAUCUUCCAGCUCAGCUGCAAGAAUUGUACCAGCAGGGCUUUAUCUUGGCUGCUGUCCACCCUUUCGUGCAACCAACUGAUGAAAAAGAGAAAACUCCCCAGGAACAAAUCUUCAGGGCUGUGCUUAUCAAGAAAACAGAAAGGUCUUCAAAAGGUGAUGUUCAUAGUGAAGGAUAUAUCCUGGAGGUGGAGUGCUGCUCCUCUUUAAACCAACUUUCAGACAAAAAGGAGAUCCCUGAUUUUAUUAAGAAAAUUCAAGAUGCUGCAAGUCAAGGCUUGAAAUUUGUUGGAAUUAUACCUCAGUACCAUUCCCAAAAGAACUGUCUUGUCAGCGCCUCCCUGACACCCACCAGUAACAACUCUGUGCAAUCAAGAGAUAAUAAAAAUGUUUCAAAUUACCCUGAGGAUCACGCUUCACCUGAUGGCGAGAAAACAGAUGGCAUUAAUGGAUGCAGUACUCCAGCAACAAGUGAGGAAAGUGCUGACCAAUGUGCCCCAUCCAGGGAGGACUGGAGGGGUGAAGGACAGGCUGCUGAAGAGGUGAAUCUCAGGUCUGCAAAGGGAAACGAGGAACAGUUUCAACAUGUGAACCCAAGUGUAAAAGAAACAGCAGACAAGCCAAAUGGACUUGCGGAGAAUGAAACACCAGCACGAUGCUUAAAACCACUUACUGGCAAAACAGAGAUCUUCGCUCUCUUCAACAAGCCUAAAACCCCACAAAGAUGCAGCCAAUAUUAUACAGUGACUAUCCCUAUGAGAAUCUCCAGGAACGGGCAGACUGUCAACAGCUUAGAAGCAAAUUGGCUGGAGCACAUGACAGAUCACUUCAGGAAAGGAGGCUCAUUGGUAAAUGCCAUCUUCAGCCUUGGAAUGGUAAAUGAUUCUUUACAUGGGACAAUGGAUGGAAUAUUUCUCUUUGAAGAUGUUACUGUGGAAGACAGUAAACCCGUACAGGGCUAUGAUGCAAUUGUUGUAGAGCAGUGGACUGUCCUGAAGGGAGUUGAAGUGCAGACAGACUACGUUCCGCUGCUGAAUUCCCUUGCCAUGUAUGGCUGGCAGCUGACGUGCGUGCUUCCUACUCCCAUUGUGAAGACAAACAGGGAGGGAAAUUUAUCUACAAAGCAAAUUGUAUUUCUUCAGAGACCUUCCUUGCCCCAGAAAGCAAAGAAGAAAGAAUCUAAGUUUCACUGGAGGUUCUCCAAAGAUGACAUGCACAACAAACAAAUGAAGAAUUCCACAAAGGCUAAACUAAGUGCUAGGGAGAAGCAAAAGGCAGAGGAGAAGCAGGAAUUUGAAGUCACGGAGAACACAAGAAACUUAGAAGCACAAAUCUCAACAGCAGCCAAGCCUGAUCCAGAACAGCACCUGGAUGAUGUCAUAGACUUGGGCGAUGAGGUAGCUGGGACCAACGACAGAGGAACCCAUCACGACGGGGCAUCAGAAGAAACCUGUCCUGCCAGUUGCGAUACUGGUGACAGCAAUGCGCAGGUCUGCCUCAGCCAGAGCACGGCUGAGCAGGUCACAGAGCAGGGACACUGUGCUCCAGCGUCGGAUGGCUGCAGCGGUGGGGACGUGUACAGCUGCUGUGAAUAAGACCCACAUUUGGAGAAUCCUGUGAGUUGCUGAUACUUUGCUAAGAGAAAAGAACAGAUUUUGCUGAUCACCAUCGCUCACGCCAUUGCUCAAUUCAGCAUUUCUUUGGCAUUGUACUUCCUUUGCUCCUUAGCACACCAAUAUCUUGAUGUUUUAAGUAACUCCAGGGCCCGGGCUUUCUAACCCACAGAAAUUAAUUGCAAGAUUCCAUCUGCUGUACAGAGUGGGAAAUGCCCUACGCCAUCUCCUAGAGCUGCACUUGAGAUUAAAAAGCAAGGUCAGAAAACAUACUUGGGUUUUUCUGUGGGCAACCUUAGCAAAGUAGGUUUGCAUCUAGAUCAGGGCAGACAGUCCACUCAGAUCUUACUCUGUAAUACUUUCUUGUCCACGUAUCUUUGCUGGAGAAGUUAUUGUGCCAUAUGUUAUUUUGUCAUUAAGCUUGUAGUGUCAUGGAAAUGGUAUUUGGACUUAAACAGGCUGAAAUGGGAAAGCGUAGGUAAGAUGGCUGUUACUUAUAUUUAUCUCAAAUAGCAUACUUACUGAUGAUACUCUCUUCUGAGUUUUAUUAACUCCUGCAGAUCUUUAAGCAAUGAGCAAAUCGUGUAUCUAUUUUAGGCACUCUGGGUAAACAAACCCCCGGGUACCUUUGUGUGAGGCAGACAAUUCCAAUAUAAAAUGCAAUUUGCUAUCUGCUCACGUUUCUGUUCUCUUUGCCAGUCAACAGUUCAUCAGUAGCGUGGGGGCUUCAGAAGAUAGAAAGACAGGAAACAAAAAAGCAGGUAAAAUGUGCUGCUUUCAGUAGCUAUCAUCACUAAAAUUGGAAUGAGAUGUUACCUCGUGCCCCUUCCAGGUAGUCAUGCACCACUUCCUCACUGUUAUGGGAACUUAAAUUGUACACAGGGGUCAGUACCCAGCAAAUGUCACUAAAUGACCUUACACAUACCUUAAUAGAGGGGGUUUUAUACAAGUAACCGUAUUUUUGGACUGAUGCCUAACAGAAUUCUGUAAAAUUACCAACAUUUUUAUGUUUGGAGCUACAUUAAAAUAUUUACAAGUGAAUGUAUAUGUGUAAUAUAGUUUCUGUGCCAAUGUUCUCCAAGUACUUCAGUAUUCCUAAAAAUGUAGGAAGUAGUGGUUUCUCUCUUCUUAUCUGCCUUCAUCCCAGUUUAGAAGUGGUCAAGUAAUUUGGUAAUAAAGUGAGAAAUACAUUUUAAAUUCCCCUGCUUUUGUUGUUUUUAAAGCAAGAGCUCUGUAAGCAUUUUGCUGGUUUUACCCUUGCCUGAUUUGUGCCUGAUAAUUUCCCUCAGUCUUCAAAUCAAAAUGCUGUAUGUACAAAGAACUGUGUUCUGUAUCAUCAGAUGCGCGCCUCGAGUGGCUCAAAAGCAUCUUCCACACCUCAAAAUUAUACAGUUGGCAGAACAUUGCAGAGAAGGGAAAAAUCACACCACUUUGAAUAUUCAUCUGAUUGGGCCAACAGCACUCAAGUUGAAACCAUUCGAUUUCACACAUACAAGGCACAGUGUGGGGGUUUUCAUUGAUUAAAGAGUUUUUCUGGUUUUAAUGCAGUGGUUUAACCCCAGGACUGGAAGUAACUUCAGUUUCUGCUGGUAUUUUUCAAUUAUUUCGUUCUGCUGCUUGAGAUUAGACUGGAGCUCCAGUAGCCUCAAAAAUAGGUUGUUUCGGUUGUUCUACUUAGGUGCAAGGUCUCUGCUCUGUACAGUUUUAAGUACUUCUUUGCAAAUUUUAUUAGUGUAAGAUCCUUCUACUGGUGGUUUCUAUUUCAAGGACUCGCUUUGUAUGACUCUUGUUUUAAAACUCGCUAUAUUCAAUGAACAUUUUACUAGUAGAAAGUGUUUCAGUAGAGCAAACUCUCCAAAGUAUUUGGAAUAGAAAGUGUUUCUUGGAUUGCAGUUUGACCUUGUGUGACUGGAUCCCAACUGCUUACAAAACUAAAGAGAAAUAAAGGUCAUGAGGAGA
This is a messenger RNA of Strigops habroptila (Kakapo), 4205 nucleotides long. RefSeq names its product raftlin, lipid raft linker 1 (gene RFTN1). Bases 447 to 2228 code for a protein of 593 amino acids. Lineage: Eukaryota; Metazoa; Chordata; Aves; Psittaciformes; Psittacidae. The record is from RefSeq and is a predicted model, not a curated record. The transcript is spliced from 10 exons.